This is a messenger RNA of Alosa alosa (allis shad), 1197 nucleotides long. RefSeq lists its product as uncharacterized. NCBI's taxonomy places the organism in Eukaryota, Metazoa, Chordata, Actinopteri, Clupeiformes, Clupeidae. The record is from RefSeq and is a predicted model, not a curated record. The transcript is spliced from 4 exons. Bases 241 to 1197 code for a protein of 318 amino acids. Gene Ontology annotation, cellular component: cytosol. Gene Ontology annotation, molecular function: mRNA binding.
UUGUGUUUGUUGUCGGAGAACUCGCUGUCCAAAAGCCAUUUGAAAUAGUUUUGACUUUGUUUGCUUUUGAACACACAUCUGAUCACGACCACAUCUACUUCAGCUUAUGAUCCUGUCCUCUCCGUGUGUGUGUGUGUGUGUGUGUGUGUGUGUGUGUGUGUGUGUGUGUGUGUGUGUGUGUGUGUGUCUGUGGGUGUGUAUGAGUGAGCAGACCCCUGGACUGCACCGGGUUUGUCCACGAUGGUGAAAGUGUUUGUGGGUAACGUGAGCACCUCCACUACGGAGGAGGAGUUGCGAGAGCUCUUUGAGAAGUACGGCGCCGUGAUCGACUGCGACAUCAUCUCCAACUACGGCUUCGUGCACAUGAGCGAGGAGGAGGACGCCAAGAAGGCCGUGGCUGCGCUCAACAAGCACAAGCUGCAUGGCUUCAGCAUGACUGUGCAGUUCGCCACCACCAGGGUGCGCAACGCCACCAAGAUCCACGUGGGCAACCUGCCCGAGGGAGUCACGGCACUGAAGAUCCGCGAGCUCUUCCAGGAGUUCGGCAAGGUUCUGGAGUGCGACGUGCUGAAGAAGUACGCGUUCGUGCACAUGCAGCGGCACAAGGAGGCCGCAGAGGCCAUCGAGAAGCUCAACCACUCGCGCCUGGAGGGGCAGACCAUCUUCGUGUCGCUGUCCCACACCAACCCGGGCAAGAGGGCGCCUGACCAGUUCCCAGAGCACCACUACCCGCCCGGCCCCCCUCGGCCGUACCCGCCGCCCGGCGACCCGAUGCGGCCCUACCCGCCUCUGCGUAAUCGGCCCCUAAACCACCCCUGCCCCAGCCUGGCUUUGCGCCUCCCCCUGCCCCCGCCGCACCCCAUGCGCAUGCGCCGCUCCGCCUACGGGCCCCCGCCGAGCAGCCAUGAGCCCGUGACGAAGUCCCUCGAAGGCCGCCUGCUGCCCCUCCCCGCCUCAGACCUGUACCGGGACCGCAGCCCCCUCCGGCCCAUGCCCGGCCCACCCAUGCUGUCCGCACGCCACCCGCUCGCCCGCGGCCGCCCUGUGCCACCGCCGCCUCCGCCUUCUAGCCAGGUCAUGCGUAGUACAGUGUCACGUAAGACCACGCCAUGCCAGACCACGCCAGUACACUGCCUGCCCGCCCUGUACACUCCUGUACCAAAGUAUUGGCUUCAAUCCACCUGUUACACCAGAUAG